Molecule: messenger RNA, 7750 nt
Organism: Gigantopelta aegis
Lineage: Eukaryota; Metazoa; Mollusca; Gastropoda; Neomphalida; Peltospiridae
Exons: 41
Coding region: 34-6441 (2135 amino acids)
Cellular component (GO): extracellular region
Molecular function (GO): chitin binding
Source: RefSeq, a predicted model, not a curated record
GAGGAGAUUUCUGAGGAAGAUCGGUGCAGGACGAUGUUGCUACAUCUACUAGUGAUCCUGUCGCUACAAAUAGCAACAUGCUCCGCUGCGUGCAAUGCCAAGCUGCACCCCAUCACUCCACGGAAGUAUUUCGACGUGAACAACAUGGAACAAACCUGUCAGCUUGGCUUCAUCUUCUCCCCCACCAGCUGCUAUUGUACACUUGUUGAUCAGUGUUACGGUCCUAACCGAUUGCCCGAGGGAUUCCGCUUCAAGAUCCCGGGUAGCGGCCUCACGUGCUACACGUUCAUCAAGUGCGUGGGCGGGAACACGAUCUACGCCCACUGCACCUCCGGCUACAAGUUCGAGUUUCACAAGGGGUGUGUCCAUGGCAGUGGCUGCGUCUAUGACGCAAACACCCUACAACAUUCAACCCAACUUGAUAUAUUUUAUCCUAAUGCAACAAGCCUCAUGCCGAUUAUUGAGACGUACGGCACUGACAACAACAAUCAAGGUGGAGGAAACUAUAAUAACCUAGAACCACAUGUUCCAGGAGGAAGCUACGGUCCGUGCCAGUACCAGAGAUCAGGACACAAGUUCGCCCCCAAGGACAGCUCGUGUUUCGAGUACAACGUCUGCCAGCGCAAGAGAUCCACCCGCAGCAGGUGUCCGUCCGGCUACAGUUUCAACGCCAACAUGAACGGCUGCAUGUACGACUCCAGCUGCUUCUACCACGAGGGCUACAACAUGUCGUCAUUGUGUGUGGGCAAGAAGGACUACAUGAUGUUGCCGUACGGGUCGUACUGCAACGCGUACGUCGUCUGCUUCCACGGCCACAGCUACUACGGCAGGUGUCCCGACUACUACAGAUUCAGGGAGGGCGAGGGCUGCGUGGCCGACAGAUACUGCGUGGCGUACCGAGAUCAAACAGGAAUCUGCACGGCCGACAUGGAGGCGUCGACGUACAGCUACAGGGAGUACUGUUAUGAGUACUACGUGUGUUACGGCAGCAUGUCGCACUACGAGCGCUGCCCCGACGGCUUCUCCUACCACUACCAGGAGGGCUGCAUCGAGGACCACUACUGUAGAUACGAGCAGAACAUACAGAAAGUCAAAGAUCCAUGCUCCUCGGUGAGGAACGGCGCCAAGUACUCGAUCGGCGGUUACUGUAACGAGUUCUACGUCUGUCGCCACCAGCUGUCCAUCUACCAACGGUGUCCCAACGGCUACGCGUUCGAGGGCUACGACUGCGUGAAGAAACCGUACUGCAAAUACAGGAAGCCUGGCGAAUACCCGCUACAUAAAAGAAAGAAAAGGGCACUUGAUAUGUUCGGGUACGAUCGAACGCCCCCUGUUGCGUAUAUGGAUUUCUGCUAUGAACGUCCGGACGGUUACACGUACAAUAUCGGAGGCUUCUGUUACGAGUACUACACGUGUAACAAGCGAAUGUCCUACUACUCGACCUGCCCCGACCGCUUCCGAUACAUGGCCUUCAGUUCAGACAUGCCCGCCAGACGGAACGCCGAUUACUACUACUCCAUGAACUCCACAGACAUGCCCAGCGGCUGCGUCAGAGACGACAACUGCCGACAAUACCCGAACGAUUUGACAGCAUUCGAUUUCUGCGCUGGUAAGGCAGACAACUUUACCUACACGUUAGGCGGCUACUGCAACGAGUACUUCCAGUGUCAUUACGGCAAGUCGGUCUUCCAGAAAUGUCCUGAAGGAUUCUCGUACUCGGAUAAAAAGUCCAAGUGUAUCUAUGAUGACCACUGCAAAAGCAUGAAACCAGGACACUAUCUGCCAGACCCCUGCAAGAAUCUCGUAAAUGGCCAGGCGUAUCACAAUGGCGGAUAUUGCUAUGAGUAUUUCGAGUGCUGGAAUAAGACGUCUUUCUAUGAACAGUGCCCAUCUGGUUACAAGUUUGAUGGCAUAGCGUGUACUCACGACCCAGGCUGUUACUAUGAACAUCAUGUCAAAUCUGAUUACUGCGUUGGAAGUCCAGACGGCUAUUCCUUCGCAGGCGGGUACUGCUAUGAGUUCAACCAGUGCUAUAAGGGUAUGUCCUUCUACAAACGUUGCCCCGAGGGCUACAGCUACGAUUCUAGCUCUGGUGACUGCAAACACGACUACGGCGACGACUGCGAAUAUAACCAUCACAAGCUUCAGGAUUAUUGCUACAACCAGGCUAACGGCCACACGUAUGAGCGGAACGGCCAUUGCUACGAGUACUACGUCUGCCACUACGGCAAAUCAUUCUACCACCGCUGCCCCAUCGGCUACUCGUACAAAUACGGGCAGGGCUGCAUCUACGACGGGGAAUGUUACUACUUCCACUUCUACUACCAGUACUACUUCUACUACUAUUAUUACUACUACGGAGGUGACGCACAAAUCAACGACGUGUUGACUGGACCAUACGGUGACGGCAAUAUGACCGAUCCUUACGGCAAUCACGGCAUGAACGAUCCUUACGGCAAUAACGAUCCUUACGGCAAGAACGAUCCUUACGGCAAUAACGACCCUUACGGCGGUAACGGCAAGAACGACCCUUACGGCGGUAACAACAAUGGCAAUCCCUCCGGCGGCGGCGGCGGUCACUACGCCUCUACGACAGCCAGUCCAGACUUCAACUACGGCGCUGCAACUACGGACAUGUACAGUGGGAGGCGGAAGAGAGCUAUUAAUGAAGACGAAUCACAUGAUAUCCAGAAGAGAAGCGCUUAUGAAAAGCAUGAUUUCUGUUCGAACUCACCUGACGGGUACACGUACAACCUGGGCGGCCACUGCUACGAGUACUUCACGUGCAUGUACGGCAGGUCGUACUACUCACGCUGUCCCAACCUGCACAAGUACGACGCCAAGAAGGGCUGCGUCUACGACCACUACUGCAAGAUAACACACGACAACCCCGACAAUGCGUGUGUAAAUGCUCCCAACUUCUACACCUUGUCGUACGGCGGUCACUGCUUCGAGUACUACUUCUGCUACAACAACAAGUCGAUGUACGAACGGUGUCCGUGGGGCCACGCCUACCACCAGCACAGCGGCUGUAUAAAAGACAAACACUGCACCUAUAAACUGAACCUGCCGUUUGACAACUGCGAGCACCACCCAGAUGGUUACAAGUUCUCGUACGGCGGCCACUGCUAUGAGUACCAGCAGUGUUUCCACAGCAGGUCCUACUACGAGCGAUGUCCUGACGGCCACAGGUUCAACGGGGAGACGUGCAUUUAUGAUGGACAGUGUACCUACCUCGCCAAACACAGGUUCUAUGGUGACACAAAGCAUGCACAUAAAGAUUUCUGUCGCGACAAGAAGGAUAACUUCAAGUAUUCGUUCGGAACUUACUACGGCCCGCCGCGGCGGCGGCACGUCAGCUACGACCGCGGUACGACACCGGGGGAGGGUGGGGGGCUGGAUAUGUGUUACAACAAACCCGACGGCUACACAUAUUCCAAGGGAGGCUACUGCUACGAGUAUUACGUCUGCGACGGGACUCAGUCUUACUAUGAAAGGUGUCCCGGCGGCCACAAAUACGACGCAUACAAAGGGAGGUGUGUGAAGGACACGGACUGUUACCACGAGGGCGUGAUCGGUCAGACUGUGGACAUGUGCAAGUGGUACAAGUCUGGGGAAUCGUUCUCCAGGAAUGGCUACUGCAACGAGUUCUUCGUCUGCAGUCAGGGCAAACCUCUCUACCAGCGCUGUGCCAACAAAUACCGCUACGAGUACGGGACGGGCUGUGUUAAAGACGAGCACUGUUUCCACCGCACGCCCAUUCUAGGUAAGUUCAACAAAUACCGCUACGAGUACGGGACGGGCUGUGUCAAAGACGAGCACUGUUUCCACCGCACGCCCAUUCUAGGUAAGUUCAACAAAUACCGCUACGAGUAUGAGACGGGCUGUGUUAAAGACGAGCACUGUUUCCACCGCACGCCCAUUCUAGGUAAGUUCAACAAAUACCGCUACGAGUACGGGACGGGCUGUGUUAAAGACGAGCACUGUUUCCACCGCACGCCCAUUCUAGGUAAGUUCAACAAAUACCGCUACGAGUUUGAGACGGGCUGUGUUAAAGACGAGCACUGUUUCCACCGCACGCCCAUUCUAGGUAAGUUCAACAAAUACCGCUACGAGUUUGAGACGGGCUGUGUUAAAGACGAGCACUGUUUCCACCGCACGCCCAUUCUAGGUAAGUUCAACAAAUACCGCAACGAGUACGGGACGGGCUGUGUUAAAGACGAGCACUGUUUCCACCGCACGCCCAUUCUAGGUAAGUUCAACAAAUACCGCUACGAGUACGGGACGGGCUGUGUUAAAGACGAGCACUGUUUCCACCGCACGCCCAUUCUAGGUAAGUUCAACAAAUACCGCUACGAGUACGGGACGGGCUGUGUUAAAGACGAGCACUGUUUCCACCGCACGCCCAUUCUAGGUAAGUUCAACAAAUACCGCUACGAGUACGGGACGGGCUGUGUUAAAGACGAGCACUGUUUCCACCGCACGCCCAUUCUAGAGCAUUGCCGGUAUAACGAAGACGGUUUCCGGUACACGGUGAGCGAACACUGCUGGGAGUAUUACGAGUGUUACGGCGGCAAAUCCUACUACUACGAGUGUCCGGACGGAUUCCGCUUCGACAUGUACCAGGACAAGUGUGUGCGGGACACACAGUGCAAGUCACACCACUACAUCACACAAGACUUCUGUCAGAACAGGCCCGACUAUUCUCGAUUCUCGUACGGAACCCACUGCUACGACUACUUCGAGUGUAUCAACGGCAACACCUACUACGAACGGUGUCCAUCGGGAACCGCCUUUGACGGGUCGGGCUGCGUGAACGAAUUCCGCUGUGACCUGUUUGAAAACUUAAUCUCUCCAGCCAGUUACAAGACAAUGGACGUGUGUAAAACCAGCCCCGACUUCUCCGCCUACAAACGGCACGGCUACUGCCACGACUACGAAAUCUGCAUCAACGGGGUCUCGCACUUCGAACGCUGUCCAAUCGGAUUUUCCUUUGUGGAUAGCCAAGGCUGUUCUUUCGACCAGUUCUGCAGCUACCACGUCCAACAGCACCAGGCAGGACACAACGGCCACUGUACGUUUGAGAAGAACUACCUCAUGUUCAGAACGACCGGAUAUUGCUGGGAGUACAACGUGUGCUAUGGCGGCAGGGCGUACACCCAGAGAUGUCCGGUAGGGUAUGCCUUUAAGAAAGGGCAGUGUUUGCCGGACACAAAGUGUUAUCAUAAGUAUUUGACUCACUACGGAAUCCAUUACCAUGGUGUUACGAAAAGAUCUGCUGAUGUUUCCGAAAUAGAACAUGAACGUGUUGAAAGAGCAGCGAGAACAACGAAUCAGAAAACACCUAAUGGCUUGACAGCAAUCAAUAUCAACUACUGUAAAGGAAAAGAAGAUGGCUACACCUACUCCAUCGGUGGCUAUUGCUACGAGUACUUCCGGUGUUAUGGCGGCAAGCCCAAAUACAUGACCUGCCCUGUGGGUUUCGCCUACAAACAGGGCAAAGGUUGUGUGUACGACGGCUACUGCUACCACAGAGAGAUUGUCGAGAACGAUUUCUGCCACUAUGCAAGUUCGGGAACGAAGUAUUCGUACGGCGGUUACUGUGGUGACUACUUCGUCUGUCACGGCCUCUACUCCGUGUACGAACGCUGCCCCAACUACUACCGCUUCGACGGCACCGAGUGCGUGCACGACGAGAGAUGUCACUUCUACACACCGCACUAUGCGUUCCAUGACUGCGAGAACCAGUAUGAUGGGUUCCGGUUCAAAUACAAGGGCUACUGUUACGAGUAUUACGAAUGUCAGAACGGAACCGCCUUCUACCAGGUCUGUCCGUUCGGCUACAGCUUCGACGGACGCACGUGCUCCGCGGACACCACGUGCUAUCCUCAACCAACGUCGAGUCGUGCAACAGACUACUGCGCGGACAAGUCGGACGGGUCGGUGUACAGCAAGGGAGGCUUCUGUGACGAGUACUACACGUGCUCCUACAAAAAGUCCGUCUUCACAAGAUGUCCAGCUGGGACUGGCUACCAUGGAUACAGGGGCUGUCUUCCAGAUGCCAGCUGCAAGAACAGGCGAAAAGCGCCGCUUAAUGAUCCAUGCAUGUAUCUGGGUGAGGGUACGAGCUACAGUCUGGGGGAGCCGUGCUAUGAGUAUUUCGUCUGCAUCAACUGGAUGUCUGAACGGAGGAAGUGCCCCUCCGGGAGAAGCUAUAACUUCAUUUCCCAGCAGUGCGUUAUGGACAGCAAGUGUAAGCAAACAGGAGUGAAGGCUGUUUGCUACGGCGCUCACAACGGCUACCAGUAUGCCGCCGACAACUGCUACGGCUACUACGUGUGCGGCGACGGCAAGCCGACGUACGAGCGGUGCGCGAAGGGCUACAAGUUCGACGGCGGAUCAUGCCGCUACGACUUCACCCGGCAGUGUAUACAGUACUAAGAAGCACAUAUGUGAUGGAUCUGACCAAGGAGACGUCCACCACUGCAAUAUCUAAAUAACAACGACAAUAACGUGACCAGUGAAAUCAUUUGUCUUAUUAUACAAUAGCCAAUAAAAGUGACUGAAUAAAACACGUGAUCAAUCAAUCUGAUUUUCAUAUGUAAAUAAUAUGAAUAAUUAUUGGACUAUUUUGCAGUUUACGUUUUAUAAUAAAACUUUGGAUAAUGUUUAAUGUUUAUACGGAAUUUACUAUUAAUUUCUUGCUUGCAUGGGCAUUAUACGCAAGACCAGUGUUUUACUAAAAUAGUAUGCAUCAACCAUUUGAAUAACUUUUAAAAUAUUAGUAAAUUUAAAAACAUAACUUUCUUUGACUGAGUUUGAUCAAAUAUAACUUUCUGGUAAUCCAAAUAUCGUUUGCCAUUCUGGUAAUCCAAAUAGCCUUUGACAUUCUAGUAAUCCAAAUAUCGUUUGUAAUUCUGGCAAUCCAAAUAUCGUUUGCAAUUCUGGCAAUCCAAAUAUCGUUUGCCAAUGGGGUGUCUCUUUGAAAGAGGGUCCUUGUCUCCUUUUUUCUCAAACUUGCUUUCUCCUCCUAUAAUAAUUUAUAGAUCCGCCCUAGUUUAUCACCUAUUUUUUUUUUUAAAAGAAUAUUUACACCUUAGCGAACAUAAUUAGCUUAAAAUGUUUAAUCAGAAAUAUGUAUUAUACUGUUGAUUUAGUUAUGUAGUUUUAUACACGAUUCAUAUAAAGGUGGAUAUAAAUAUUAUUUUGUUUUAGAUAAUGCUUGUAUAUUAAAGGUAUUUGACUCACUUGAAACAAAGUAUGAUGUUUUUUAGAACUUAGUGUUUUGUUGAAAUAGAUAGUAUUUUGUUAAUGCUUGGUAACAUGAAAUGUGUAUCUGAAUUAGUGUCUUUAUUUGUGUUACCUACAUAUAAUUAUACCAUCAGCUUGAAGAAGUAUUUUUAAGAGUUGUGUUCACAAUAGUAAACCGUGGUUUUGAUCCAUUUUUCUAGUUUAUAUGAUGGACAAGCUAUUUGAAAAGGUGUAAAUAUAUACACUCAAACAUACCUCCCCCCGCCCCCAGUAAAUAAUAAUUUUUCUAUUUACAAAAGAUGGAUAUUCCAAUUAUAUUACAAAAUAUGAUCUUAAAUGUGUACAGACGGUUUACCCUUCGCUACCUUUUCGAAACGUUUGACUUUUAACCAACGGAAAGAAGGAAAGUGUGUCGCAGCGACCAGUAUAGUCUUUCAGUAUGAGUUAAAUAGAUAAUCAGCAACGUACACAAUUCAAAGAAAUUAAAAAAUAAAUUCAC